This is a messenger RNA of Eleginops maclovinus (Patagonian blennie), 5694 nucleotides long. It is a transcript of the gene znf365, whose product is annotated as zinc finger protein 365. Lineage: Eukaryota; Metazoa; Chordata; Actinopteri; Perciformes; Eleginopidae. Bases 127 to 1551 code for a protein of 474 amino acids. The transcript is spliced from 6 exons. Gene Ontology annotation, biological process: regulation of DNA strand resection involved in replication fork processing; telomere maintenance; regulation of neuron projection development. The record is from RefSeq and is a predicted model, not a curated record.
GUUGUGUCAUUGUUGACAUGUUGCUAACUUAACGGCUGGUCCACCGUGAGUCUCGUGAAUGAAUGACAUCAUGCUGUCGGUCUCCUUCUGCGACAUGACACCUGCAGACUCUAACGGUGUAGAGUGAUGCAGCAGAAGUUGUGCUCCAGAGGUUCUGGUUCUUUCCUUUCGGAGAGGAACGGCCAGGCUUGCGGCGCCUCCUCCUCCUCCGGCUGCGACCUCCCCUUCCGCUGCCCCCGCUGUGGAGAGCAGGAGCGUUUCCGCAGCCUGGCCUCGCUCCGAGCCCACCUGGAGUACCGCCACUCGUACUGCUCGCCAGACGUGACCAGUGGCGGCUUCAGCAUCACCGGGAAACUCCCCGACCCGUUGACGGCGGCGAUCCCCUGGCACGACAUGAGCCUCCCGACCCGCAGGGGGCAGCAUAGCUCGGCAAGACCCCCUCACGUUCGAUCCCUCAGCGACAGCAGAGACAGCGGGUUCCUCCCCUCCUACGGCUCUGUGAGGAGGCGAACCCAGAGCGUAGGUGUGGGAACGCAGGCCGAGGAGGAGGAGGAUGAUGAUGAGGAGGAGGAAAAUGAAGAGGAGUUUGGGACAGAUGAGGACGAUGUGGGAGAAGAUGAUGAGGACGAAAGUGAAGAGAAAAAUGGAGGAAGAAAUGAUAGAGAUGUUAAAAUGUCCAUCAAAAAGUCACACACUUGCCCCCAUCACCUGAACCACCACCACCACCAGUUUCCUCCUCCUGCUCCUCUCGCCCCCCCGCCUUACCCGGACCUGGGCCUCAACCUGGAGCUGGUCGAUCACAAGUCAUACUCUGGUUUGGAGACGGCAGCAGCGACGGCCGCUGUGCGUCGACGGCUGGCGAGCCUCCUACGCGCCGCCGACAGCACCAUGCAGCGCCGCCUCGCCAAGGUGAGCACGGAGCUGGCUCAGACCGACACGGAGUUGCUGUGUGAGCGCGCCCACUCGCAGCACCUUGCCCAGGAGAGGCAGGAAGUGGCGGACAGGGAGCGGUCGCUAAGCCGACAGGUGGACGUGGCCGUCAUGGUGAUCGCUGCGCUGAGGGAGCAGCUCAACGCCUCGGAGAACGAACUGGAGCGACAAGAGAGGGAGGUGAUAACGAUCCAGAAGUUUCUGGAAGCGGCUGCUCGACAGGAGACGUGCGGUAAAGUCCGGAUCCAGCACUUCAUCGAGAAUCUGCUGAGACGCAUCGCUCUGGCAGAGAGGCUGGUGGAGUAUUACCAGGAGAACGGCAGCCCGCAGCAGUGCAGCCACUACAAGUACCAGCAGCCCAGUGAUAACACACCUCACAGGAUCACUAAAAGCAGGUCAGCGGGGGGUCAGCUGUCCUCCUCCGGUCUCCACGACCACAGGACCCACUCCCACUCCUCGUCGUCGCAGUUCGGCGGCCGUCCUCUGUUCUCCAAAGCAGGGGGGGCGGAGCGGGAACACCGGGAGCGCCUGGCUCAGUCGUCCCGGCUCUUCUGCCGACCGGAACACCGAGACGACAUCUGGAACCACCAGCGGCGCCGCUCGGCCGGGUACGAGACGUAGAACUGUAGAGGAACACCGGGGGGGAGGGCGCUGCCGGACGGUAAAACCUUAUUUAACAACGAAUCUAUUCCAGUGAGGUAACCUGUGGAAAAGUGCAGCGAGGUCACAUCAAGCUUCUUCUCCAUCUCAACUCUGAGGGGAUCUUUACUUAUCUAAUAACAUCUCCCUCAGCUAGUGCAGACAAUCAUUUAUGCUUAAUUACCUUUUAGUUUAAGCUAAAAUCUAGGUGUUAAGAAGGACAGGACUUAAAUGAUGUAGCUGUGUUGUAAAUCCUAUUUUGACUUGAAUUAAUGGCACAUUUGGAAAAAAUUCUAGUGAAUUUUCUGGAAAUUUUAGAAAGGAUUUGUUGAUCCACAGAGAAAUAAUCUCUCAAACGUUGAGAAUAUAUUAGUGAUAAGGUUAUUGUUCUUGGGCAGCUGCAUCAAAAACUAAAUGGCAUAACAUUUAUCGGUAUAAGUAUGUUUAAAAAUAAGGUACGAUAUGUAGAUUGUCCAUCUGAUCUGAAAAGUAUUCACUUUUUUUGUACACAUUCCAUUAAAUGUGUGUAUAGCUCGAUUCCAUCGCUCUCUUGCUCCUCAUAAUUUAUGCAAUUUUUAUUACAUUUUAUAAUAAAUCAAGCUAAGAAAGUUGGUCUAAAGUAUGAAUAAAUGAUUGAAACGCCUCAGGCUGCAUUACAGGGUCUCAGAACAUAAUGCAAUAAGAGAUAUUACUGCAUCGGCACACAACAAGCACAUGGUAGUCACUGUGCAGACUACUGUCUUAUUGCAUAAUACUUCCUGACUUUUCCAUAGAUUAUUAAACUGAAAUACUGUGAGGUUUGACACCGGGUGCUUUUUCAGCGGGAUGUAAGAGUGGGUAAACCUUCAGUAUUCAAACAUAUAAAUAGCGUCUGCUUCUCGUCUCAUCUGUCAGCACAAAUCUCAUAGUAAGUACAAUAAUCCCAGGCGUCAGUAACAUUCUGAAUCCUCUCCUCCCGUACGUAAGAAAACUUCAGGUAAAAACGUGCUUUUGUAUUCAUCUCCUGAUUUUAAGAUUUAUUUAUUGAAUGGAAACAAGUUGAUGGAGCGUCCUCUCCUCGGGUUCAAACUCUGCAUCGACACAUCAACGGCAGACCUGGGAUGAAUACACUCUGCAUUAAACUCUGGGCUUUUAUUUUGAAAAGACUUCAGAUGGCAGAUGGGUGGUGCUACAUCGGGACCAAUCCUGAUUAUUGUACAUCGAGAGAAAAGUUAAAUAUGUUGACAUACUGUAUUGUGAUAUUUAUACUUUCCGGUCCUGUGUAGCUAAUCACACCCCAUAAUCUCAAGUUGACUUUCUUUUUGUUUUGUAGGAUAUUAAACCAACUUUAAAUCACCUUUUUAGAUAAGCAAAUCUAUCAUAUCUAGAUUUAUACACCAGAUUUAUGCCGCCAUAAAUACUCCCCAGAGCACCACAUCUGGAUUAAUCCGCUGCAGAAAAUAGUCCCUUAUAAAUCUUACAAACUAAAUCAUACAACACUUUUCGAAUCCUAAAUACAAAAUGCUUUAAGUGGUUAAAGAAAGGAACAAAUACAAUCCACAACACAAGUUCAAAUUCUCAUAAAAUACCUAAAAGUAUUCAAAUGUUUUUUUGCAAUGCAUCAGUUCCUUCUGUUGUUUGAUAUGAAACCACUUAGGGUCAUCAUAACAUUUUUAAACGUUAUGUAUGGAGGUCAGAGAGUCACUAACACAGUGUUGGCUUUGGUCUUUUGAUGGGAUUUCUUGACUAUAAUACAACAUAAACAAAGUCAGUCGUUAUCAAAGUACAGCUUGGUGAUGAAAUGCAUCUGGAAGGUGUCUUUUAUCACUUUUUCGCAGAGCUAUUUAUGCAUAUAUUUCCCCCCAGAAAAGCUGAGUACAUGCAGGAGUAUUUGUCCCAGGUCUGCGGGGCGCCACACACAAACGAAUGUACUCCUGAGUGAACGUUUCGCUCACUCUGAAGAGAAGCCGUGCUUUAAGAGCGGCGCUCGCUCACACACAAACGGGUGGAGAUUCUCCGAUCACAAAUGAAUGACGUCGUAUCAACGCUUUCAUCCAAAGUGACUUACAGUGCCGUGAAUAACGCGUACAGUUACAUUUGCAGUAAUCUCUCCUUCCUCUCUCUGUUUACACCUCGUUUCUUUUGCACUCAUCCAAUGAUAAGAAUGUAAAUGUAACAGAAGGUAUUCAGUGUAACAUGUAUCCUUGCUGUCGUUGGUUUAGGUUUUGUCGUUAAUAGAUAUUUUGUAUACAAAGCUAUUAUGUGUCGUCAAGUGGAAGUAGUAGUCCUACAGUACUCUAACCUGGCUCAGUAUUUAUACCACGGAUAUUUCCCCCUCUGUCAUUUGUUAUUUACUCCACAGUUAGUAUGUUUGCCAAUUCUUUUAAGCCAAACUUGUGCUGUCCAUUGAGAGAACCAAGUCAGAUGAUAUAUUAUGUAUUAUCUAUUAGAUAACUACUUCAUGAGUUUUCAAAUGCUGAGGGUACGUGUUAGUUUUGCCAGAUUUACUCUCCCGUUUCUUUUCACCUUAUCCGGAAACAUUUGGACAAUUUCCCAAAUGAUAUUGCAGAGAUCCGUCGCACUUUGUGAAUUCAGGCACUGCUGAUCGAAGGCCGAGUGUUACUGCUGCUGUCGUGAAACCCUGUUUCUGAAAUACUUUUCCGUUUGCACAAAGAAAGAGUCAUCAUCCAAACGCUCUUUCUUUUCUUUCCGCAGACUUGAGGCAUGCACGGUGAAUACAUGACAAACUAGCAGGGAAAUAUACAAUGGCUAAGGAUGUUGGUUUUUAGAAAGGGUGUUAGUAGAGAGGUGUAAUACUCCAAGAAGAAGUCAGAACUUUAUAGAUUAAAGAAGUGAACUUACAUUAAAACCCUUUACAUUGGAUUAAAUAAAUAUCACAUUUUGGAGAAAAAACAUGAUUAUAUUCUGACAUGAUGAAGUCAGGGAAGGUGGUUUCUUUAUUUUUGUCUAAACUACCGCUUGGAUUUGCAAUUUCAGAGACAACUUUCCUCCUAAUUUUAAAGGUUCUUCUCGUAAAUUGGUCAAUCAAGGGAAUGUGUUAUUUUCUUAUCAAUUUAUGACUUUCAUCUCAAAACAAUUCCAGGUUUUUUCUCACAGAAUGUGUGAGUUGUUAUUGGUUGCUUUUCCCUAAAUGCUACUCUACUCUAUACGCUCCGUUAUCGUUUACACCUACAAUAUCACCGUAGUAGAAAUUUGCAUUCCCCAGAUGUCUCUAAUCCUGGACUCAAAUUAAGGAUCCUAUCCUGGUUUACACAAAAUAUGAAACACGUUCCUCUUUUUACGUUUGCCUCAGAAAGUCAACUGUUGGUUUAAGUGAACUUAGCAAUAUGCACUUCCCCUCUGAUUGCAGAUGUUGUGGGUUUUUCUGCAGACAACAGCAUAACUCUUGUGUGUGAUGAGUGUGUGUGGACGAGUGUGUGAUUUCUGGCGCUCGGUUAUAGGUAAUAUGGUUGAAGAUGCAUGAGGAAGCCCUACUACUACUACUACUACUACUACUACAUAUGUAGCUGUUGUGUUACUGUGAAAGCAUGCUUCUUAUGUAGCAAAAAAGCAAAGUACUUUUAAAGUAAAAUACUGUUAUCUUGUACUACUAUGUGUACUUUUGUAGCAGAGCGAGGUCUAUUUUAAUGGUACAGUAUUUGAAGGGAAGUUGCACUAAACCAACAAAGAGCACUUAGCGUGGAGCUGUUGGAUUUUAAUACGAAGGUAGUGUCGUAAAGCGGACAAUCAUCAGGGUUCCUGCUCAGCGUUCGGAGGGAAACGUGCUCUGAGAAAGCAGCUGGAGAUGUGGGUGAAAACAUAACCUAACAAGUAUUAUACCUGCAGUAAAUGUUAGUUUGAUUCUGACACUACUACCUUUCAGGCCGUGAGUCGGUAGAGAUUAAAGUUAGUUUUUAUGUUGUGUACAAAAGAUGUUUCUGCGCCACGUUUUAAUAUCCUCGAGUUCAUCCUGUUUGUCCGUAGGGAUUUCGUUUUGCAGAAGUGAUCUCUAGUUUUGUGCCUUCACUGAGAAACUCUGUCGUCUGUAUAACACUGUGCAAAAUGCAAUACUGUGAAGAACUGGAAAACUUUUUAUGUUCGUCGGUCAGUGUGAAAUCCAUCGAAGAUUAAAGAACAUGACAGCAA